Messenger RNA from Brassica oleracea var. oleracea, 1526 nucleotides. RefSeq lists its product as uncharacterized. NCBI's taxonomy places the organism in Eukaryota, Viridiplantae, Streptophyta, Magnoliopsida, Brassicales, Brassicaceae. The record is from RefSeq and is a predicted model, not a curated record. Bases 92 to 1420 code for a protein of 442 amino acids. The transcript has a single exon.
GCACACUGUCACUAAUGCUUCUCUCUCUGUCUCUCCCCUCUUUUUUUCUAUAUAUUGACAAGCUUGUGAUCUCUCUUCGCAAAGAGAAAUAAUGGCUCCACUCAAGUACUUGUGUUUUAGAAAGGUACUCUUGUUGCUCCUCCUCUUUUCUUGCUCUUCUUUCUUUGCUACUUUUGCCUCAUCAGAAACUUCUGUUGAUGAUGAGCUACAACAAACACAAUCCUUAGAUCUACAUUUUCGAGUGAGAAGACUGUUGGUAAAAGAUCUAGAAAUUAGCGAUGAUGUUGAGGAAACCAAUCCUCCUCCUCGCAAGAAGAAGAAGCUUACAGAUUCUGUUACAUCACCAUCAUCAACAUCCGGUACAAAAAAGAACCAAACCAAGGUCAUUAAACCGAUCUCUUCAUCGGCCAAGAACCAGACUAAACUCGCCAAGACUACCUCUUCCAAACUCAACUCAACCAAAUCAUCUUCCAACACGACCAAGGCCGGAUCAGACCUCAAGAAGCUCAAACCCUCAAAUUCUACUUCCUCGACCAAGAAACCAGCAGAUCUGUCCAAAUCAACCUCAUCAAAAAACAAAACCACCACAAAACCUCAAAGCUCCAAACUCUCUCCUCCUCCAGAGAAAAAGAAAGCACAACCAACCUCAAAACCAGCGACCAAGCCCAAACCAGCAGAGAAAGCAAUCAAACCCUUCUGGCUAGACGACGAGGAAGACGAAGACUUCGUCAGCGAGUUCAGAGACCUCCCAACCAGAUUUCAAAGAUCACUAAUCCCAGACCUAGAGAGAAUCUCAACCACAUCGAAAAGCUACAUCAACAAAGCCAACAAAGAGAUCACCAAGAACUUCAAACCCUACUUCGGCAACAAGUACUCACCGACCAUCGCCUCCGUCGUCUCCUUCGUCUUCAUCCUCGUCCCUCUCCUCCUAGUCUCCCUCGUCUUCAACCGUUUCAAAGCCUACUUCUCCCUCCAGAAACUCCUCAUCUUCAUCCAAAUCUACCUCUCCAUCUACUUCUCCAUCCUCUGCCUCUCCUCGCUCGCCACCGGCGUCGAGCCUCUCAAGUUCCUCUACGCCACCUCCAGCUCGACCUACGUUUGCUUGCAGAUCAUGCAGACCUUGGGCUACGUCUUCUACCUCUUGCUUCUCCUCAUGUACCUCGUCCUCGUCUUCUCGACUGAUUGUGGUUUGGGCCUUAGAGUUUUGGGCCUGGCUCAGACGUUCGUGGGCUUUGCGGUGGGUCUGCAUUAUUACGUGGCGGUGUUUCAUAGGGUGGUGCUUCGUCAGCCUCCGAAGACGAACUGGAAGGUGCACGGUGUCUACGCCACGUGUUUUCUUCUGAUUUGUUUGUUGUCUAGUGCGGAGAGGAGGAAGAAAGAGUACUUGGAAGAUGGCGGUGAGGAAGGCAAGAAAAAUUGAAAUUUUGCAUUUUAUAUUUCUUUUUUUUUUUUUUUUUUUCUCUUUGUUCUUAUAUUACAUUUCGAUAAUAUCGGCAAAAUUUCGCUGAAAAUGCAAUAGAAGAACA